UCCCACUGUAAGGUGCAAGCCAAGGAUAAAGGAAGGGGUCUUCGCAGCCCUCCGCAAACAUCUCUCUUCCCCGCCGAGAGCCCCCAUGGAGCAGAUCAGCUCCUUUUUCCACUCCAUUGGGACUUUCAUCCGCUCCAAGCAUCAGGAAGGCGUCUACAACACUGUCUGCCUGGCGGUCCUGAUUUGCCUGCCCGUCCUGGUCCUUCUCAUCAGUCUCGUCAUCUGUUGCCACUGUUGCUGCUGCAGUCAGCGGCGGCAAAAGGACAACGGCGGCGGCAGCAGCGGUUCUUCCCAUGGGAAGAAAAGAAGGAAGAAGAAAGAAGAAGAUCUGUGGAUUUCAGCCCAGCCCAAGCUGCUCCUGCUGGAAAAGAGGCCAUCUCUGCUGGUCUAGAGCGGAGGGAGGUCCCCAAGAGCUGGACUCCUUCCUUCAGUUCGUGAGACUUUGGGUUCACACCCUGCAACCCCAAGA
Messenger RNA from Heteronotia binoei (common prickly gecko), 469 nucleotides. Its product is annotated as KIAA0040 ortholog. The record is from RefSeq and is a predicted model, not a curated record. The transcript has a single exon. NCBI's taxonomy places the organism in Eukaryota, Metazoa, Chordata, Lepidosauria, Squamata, Gekkonidae. Bases 86 to 391 code for a protein of 101 amino acids.